Temnothorax curvispinosus is the source of this 1633-nucleotide messenger RNA. RefSeq lists its product as uncharacterized. The coding region runs from base 109 to 780 and encodes 223 amino acids. The transcript is spliced from 2 exons. The record is from RefSeq and is a predicted model, not a curated record. NCBI's taxonomy places the organism in Eukaryota, Metazoa, Arthropoda, Insecta, Hymenoptera, Formicidae.
AUUGGCAGCAGAAAAUUUAUUUGAGACCUUUAACGAUUCAAGUUACCUUUCAAAUAAAUGCUGUACUGAGCAGAAUCCAUCUGACGUUAAUAACCACACUCAUCCAAAAUGACGACAGAUGUCAAUGACUCUGUCGUUUUGCACAAAAAAAGAUGUAGAACCAAUUUGAGAAACGCUGAGCUAAGUAAACGUACGUUUAGAAUAUUUUUGGAAAAACAGAUACUGUCACAUGUGGAGAUAGAAAUUCAGAAAAACACACAAGAGCCACAAACUCCAUUAACACCCAAUUUUAAUUUUUACGAAAGCGACUUUGCUUUAAGCAAAAUACGAUUAACGCUUUCUCCGUUUCAAACAACCAUAUCGGAAAAGAAGUCAUCUGUAAAAAAUAAUUUAACUUUACCAAGUUUAGAAGCUAAAUUGUGUAAUUCUAGCAAUAGUGCUAUAAAAAUCACUAAUGCAAUUGUGAAUCGUGAAAAUGAUUCUGAAAUUAAUGUGUAUGAGAAUCCUAUUCAAGACAAAUCAAAAGUUUCCACUUAUACUGCACCUGCGUCUAAUCAAAAUACCUCAAAUCUUAAAAUAGCAGUUGAUAAGCCAUCCAACUAUUCGUCGAUAUAUGUUAAUAGUCCAGAAUGGUUUCAAGAUAACGAGACUGUAUCAGUUCAUGGAUCUCUAUUAAGUGAAACUAUUUCGGACAUUAGCGCAUGUAAUUCAGAUUUAAGAAGAAAUACCAAUCGCAAACGGUAUCGUUGGAAACGUAUACUUUUUUGUUGUGUUAAUUGAGUUCGACAUUUGUAUGUUACCAACAAUCAAAAAAAAUAUUUGAGAUAGAGAAAUCUAUCUCUAAAAUUUAUAUAUUUUCUUAUACUGAAUUAAUAAUUCACGAUAUUGAUAUUAACUAUAUCGAUAAACGUUGACUUAUAUGAGAUACAUUGCUUUUAAUUUUUACUAUUUUAUGCACUGUUUGCUGUAUUUCUACAAAGUUUUAGUGUCUAAGAUUUUGUGAUUAUUAGAAAAUUAUAUACAAAAUAUAAUCCAUAAGCUAUCCUCAGCAAAUUUCAGUAACUGCAAAGAAGCUUAAAACUUAUAUUUUUCACCAUAGAAUAGAAUAUUGAUCAAAUAGUACAAAGUAGUCUUUUUCUGCCGUGUUUAACUAUGGAUAAGAGUAUUAUUUUUACUUUUCUAUUGCAAUCUAUAUUUUUGAGAUAAUUAGUUACAUUACUUUUAUUAUCUACGAAAAAAAUUUAAUACUUUUUAUUUUUAUUAGAUAUACAUAUUGAUAUACAUUUUAGUUUUGCAGACUUCUUAUUAUUAGAUAUAAGUAGACGUACACACAUUCUCUUUAAGUUGUACACAUACGCUUCAUAUAGACUGUAUACAAUAAGUCAUCAUAUUUAAUUCCUUGCCAUAUUAGAAAAUUAAUGCACUUCGGAAAACAUAAGCUAUUUUUAUAUUAUUAUUGAAAUUGUGUUGCUAUGUAUUUAAUAUUUGUAAUAAAUUCAGAAUUUAUUAUAAAUUGUAUUAUCUUUUUCACUCAACUGCAACGUUAAGCAACAUAAAAUGCAAGUUGUUAUUUAGAUUUAAAUCAUUAAAUAGGACAAAGUAACAAAUUAAGUAUAAUCCUAGUAUGUUUCCC